UGUCUGGACCACUCGUGAGACGAAACGACGAAAGUCUCUUCGUAGUAGUACUACGUAAGUGCGGGAACAUAGUAGUACUUUCGUAGCUUUGACCUUUUCAAGCACAAUGCAGCAGGGCCUUUGCAGGACCGACCUUUGCACUCGUCGACUGGACUUUCAACGGAUACGUAUUUUCUUGUGUUUUUGUUUACAACGACUAAAAGGAAACGAUUUUUUUCUCUUUUCUUUCUCCUAUUGUGACAUCCGAACAUCCUGUAUAAAAAACAAAAAAAAGAAAGAAAAAAGAGAGAAAAAGCAGAUCCUGGGAAGGAAAGCAAAAGUAGUAAGAAGGGCACCAUGGGCGGCAUUUGACCUCCCACGAGUGUGCCACGACUAACAAGAAGAAGAAAAAGAAGAAAAAGAAGAAAAAGGAAAGAAAGAAAAAGAAGAAGAUGAUGACGAUGAAAAAGGAGAGGGAAGAUAGAAGAGAAGAUCGGACUCUGUAUAGGGGAUUUUCUAUAAACUUCCGACGGAUAGAAAAAGAGAGAGAAAGAGAGAGAAAAAGAUAAAGAGAGAGAAGCAUCGGUGCCAUAUAGUCGCAUGAAGCAGCUUAUGUAUUUAAACGCGAACGGACGCGACGGACGGUCCGAUCUUUCUUUCUCUUGACAAAGAGCCCUUUUGUAUCUAUACGACCAUGUACUUACUAACAUAGAGAGACGUUCGAGACGCUUGCAACUGGACACCAUCGUUCCCGUUGACUUUCAGGAUUUCUUUUGCUUCUGUCCACCUAUUUAAUGGUUCGCACGCGUACCAGCAGGUCCUCGAGACGCCGCGGCCGGCGUCGCUUUCCCACAGUUAAGAAGGCGCCUCGCUAUCUCUUGGCGCCUACUAUAUACGACAGGGCCACACAUUCACCAACACAAAUGUUUCUUCCUAUUCGUAAUCGAUCUUCGAAGCUAGGAAUCGAAACGAACGGAUAAUGCUUUAGAAUGUUGUCCUCUUCGAUAUCGGCUACUCCGUUCAGCGUGCGUGAUAUUCUUAACGAGGAUCAACAGUUUGCAGUAAUGGAGUGUUAUCCUCAUCAUCAACAUCAACCUCAUCAUCAACAGCAACAACAACAACAUCAACAACAACAGCAACAGCAACAACAACAGCAACAGCAACAGCAACAGCAACAACAACCACAGCAACCUCAUAUACCGCAGGAUUAUUACGCGUACAACGUGGUGCCUGACAAUAAUUGGGACACGGAGAAAUUCAAGGAACAAGGGGUGCCUAGUUAUUCUCAUUAUUCCGAAUUAAAUCAUGUACAUCAGCUGAGUCAAGUCGUCCCGCCUUAUCAAGAAACUCCUGUCACCGAAGAUGGGAACAUCGUGACGUCAAGCAAAACGGAAUUGCGAAAGAGUCAGUCCGGUAAAAGAACGAAAAGAAAACCAAGAGUAUUAUUUUCACAGACACAAGUUUAUGAAUUGGAACAACGUUUCAAGCAACAACGAUACCUAAGUGCACCGGAACGUGAAAUGUUGGCGCAGAGUUUGAAGUUAACAAGUACUCAGGUGAAAAUCUGGUUCCAGAAUCGUCGUUACAAGAACAAACGUGCGAGACUCGAGGACGCUGAGAAACUUCAGGCACAGGGUAUGAAGAAUCAAUCGUUGAAGAAAAUUUCUGUACCCGUUUUGAUAAAAGAUGGUAAACCGAACGUUCACGAAACUUACAACGUACCAUAUUGGUCGAACGUCCGACCGGAUAUGUCGAUGAACAUUCAAGGAGACUUUAGAAGUUCUGAAUCGAUCGUUAGAUUGAGCCCAGAGUUCAGAACAAGUUCGAGCGAGAUGAGAAUGGAUUCGAAUAUCAGUCCGGAGUAUAGAAAUGAAGUCAAUUCUGAUCAUAGCAAUAGGUCUGUACUUAAUAUUGACGUACAACAAAGACAACAAAUGUUGCCAAACAAUGAAUACAGGUCCAAUUACGUUACGGAUAUUCGUCCUGGUGUUCACGAGUGUGUCAGAACGAUCAAGACCGAAUACAAAGGUACAACAAAUCCUGUUAACGACGUAACCUUUCCCGAUUUGAAAUGUGUACCGGCGGAUAACAAAAUGGUAGCCGAGUGUCGAGCUGGUAUAAUGGAUGUCUCCAGUACCGAGUAUGGUUUCACGAAUUAUAUCAGUCCGUUGAAUUAUCCGAUGCAAUAUGUGAACACGAUCGACGCACAAAUAUCGUCAGGAAUUGAUCAAAAUCUUCAACGGUUGUGGUAAAUCGAAGAUUAACACCGGUGAUUUUACCUACGACAUACGAACUUAAAUAAGUGUUUACAUUUUUUUAUUGACGAAAACACAUCGACCAAUGAAAUCCGAUUUUCGGAUUAAUUAUUAGAUUGUAAUAUUAAUAGAGAAGACAAAAACGAAGACGAUAUUGAUG
Messenger RNA from Vespa velutina, 2394 nucleotides. Its product is annotated as homeobox protein Nkx-2.3-like. NCBI's taxonomy places the organism in Eukaryota, Metazoa, Arthropoda, Insecta, Hymenoptera, Vespidae. Gene Ontology annotation, biological process: cell differentiation; regulation of transcription by RNA polymerase II. Gene Ontology annotation, cellular component: nucleus. Gene Ontology annotation, molecular function: RNA polymerase II cis-regulatory region sequence-specific DNA binding; DNA-binding transcription factor activity, RNA polymerase II-specific. Bases 969 to 2231 code for a protein of 420 amino acids. The transcript is spliced from 6 exons. The record is from RefSeq and is a predicted model, not a curated record.